Molecule: messenger RNA, 936 nt
Organism: Hyla sarda
Lineage: Eukaryota; Metazoa; Chordata; Amphibia; Anura; Hylidae
Product: olfactory receptor 5V1-like
Exons: 1
Coding region: 1-936 (311 amino acids)
Biological process (GO): G protein-coupled receptor signaling pathway
Cellular component (GO): membrane
Molecular function (GO): G protein-coupled receptor activity; olfactory receptor activity
Source: RefSeq, a predicted model, not a curated record
AUGGAGAAUUCAACUCAAACUUCUUUUAAAAAAUUCAUCCUUCUUGGGCUCUCUAAUGUCCCUGGUCUUCAAGUUGUCUUCUCUUUCAUGUUUCUUUUGAUGUAUAUUGUAACACUUUCAGGGAACUUUAUAUUGAUAAUAGUGGUUCAAUUUAACACCCGACUGCAGACACCUAUGUACCUUUUCUUGACCAACUUGGCUAUCAUUGAUAUUUGCUUUUCCUCAACUGUUGUGCCCAAGAUUCUCUUAAAUACCUUAUCUAGAGACAAAAGUAUCUCCUUCUUUGGAUGUGCUGCACAGUUGUACUUCCAUCUUGCUUUGGGGGGAACAGAAUGUUUAAUAUUGGCUGUCAUGGCCUAUGAUAGAUACACAGCUAUUUGCAAGCCUUUACAAUAUAACAUUCUUAUGGACAAAAAGUUCUGUUUGUAUCUCAUUGGUGGAUGCUGGAUUGUAAGCUUCUUCAACGCGUUCCUUCUCACAUUGUAUACCUUUCAAUUGCCUUUCUGCAAGUCCAACCGUAUCAUUCAUUUCUUCUGUGAAAUGCCUCCUCUUUUUCAUAUCUCUUGUAAAGAUACUUGGUUUAAUGAGCUAGCAAAGUACAUAUCAGUUGGCUUACUAGUUCUUGGAUCUUUCUUGAUGAUUCUCGCAUCUUAUCUCUGUAUCACCAUAAGCAUACUAAAGAUUCAUUCCAUCAAAAAGCUACAAAAAGCCCUCUCCACUUGUGCCUCUCAUCUUACGGUGGUUUCACUCUACUAUGGCGCCAUCAUGUUCAUGCAUUUUCGUCCACUUCAUGCCUAUUCUCCUGAACAGGACAGGGUUGUAACUAUUCUCUAUACAGUGGUGACUCCAAUGUUGAAUCCCAUCAUCUACAGUAUGAGAAACAAGGAUGUCAAAAAAGCCAUAAAAGGAACCAUAUGUUCUAAGGUAAACCACUGA